Messenger RNA from Trichechus manatus latirostris (Florida manatee), 621 nucleotides. RefSeq names its product PPP1R2C family member C (gene PPP1R2C). The transcript has a single exon. The record is from RefSeq and is a predicted model, not a curated record. Gene Ontology annotation, molecular function: protein phosphatase inhibitor activity. NCBI's taxonomy places the organism in Eukaryota, Metazoa, Chordata, Mammalia, Sirenia, Trichechidae. Gene Ontology annotation, biological process: regulation of signal transduction. Bases 1 to 621 code for a protein of 206 amino acids.
AUGGCAGCCUCCACCGCCUCGCACCGGCCGAUCAAGGGGAUCUUGAAGAACAAAGCCUCCACAACGUCCUCUGUGGUGGCAUCCGCCCAGCAACCCGGAGGAGCUGUUGAGCAGGUGAUGAGAAAAAAAUCCCAGAAGUGGGACGAAUCGAGCAUCCUGGCGACAUACCGCCCAGCAUACAAAGACUAUGAUUUAAUGAAGGUAAACGAGCCCAGUACUCCUUGCCUUAAUAUGCCGGAUGAAAGUGAAGAUACAGGGUAUAAUUCAGAGACAAAGGAAGGUAUGACCCCAGACAGCUUAGCUAAGAAACUAGCCGCAGCCACAACCUUGGAUCCCAGCCGUCAGGCGAAGGAACAAGAGAACAUUGGCGAGGAAGAAUGGAAAAUCUUACUUGACAAACAAGAGAAACGGCGGCAGUUCGAGAUGAAAAGAAAGCUUCACUACGAUGAAGGACUGAACAUUAAAUUAGCUAGACAAUUAAUCUCAAAAGAUUUACAAGCCGAGGAGAAGAGUGAAAACGAAGAAUGUUGUCAUGAGACUAAUGAAGAAAACACUACCACAGAAGAAUCAGAAGAAGGCCCUGCAAGUGAUGAACUGCAAGCCAAAUCAUGCGACUCGUAG